This is a messenger RNA of Morus notabilis, 1164 nucleotides long. RefSeq names its product protein CHAPERONE-LIKE PROTEIN OF POR1, chloroplastic. The coding region runs from base 86 to 964 and encodes 292 amino acids. Gene Ontology annotation, cellular component: chloroplast membrane. The record is from RefSeq and is a predicted model, not a curated record. The transcript is spliced from 3 exons. NCBI's taxonomy places the organism in Eukaryota, Viridiplantae, Streptophyta, Magnoliopsida, Rosales, Moraceae.
ACCGUCACCUCCGUAUAAACAAACCAGUCAGCACGCGCGCGCGUCCCCAAAAACCAGCCUCACGUUUUCGCUACUCCGACGGAAUAUGGCAGCCACUCUCUCCGUCCGCCCCAACCGCCUCUCCGGCGGUUAUUCUCUCCCCUCACCGCCUCACAGACGAACUGGACCGGUCCACUUCCGACGACCGGCCGACAAAUUUGAGCCCUGGACCGGCUCAAUCGCUCCAUCCCGGUUGGCAUUAGCGAAGACGACGCCGGCGCCGGUCCGCGCCGGCUCCAGAGCCGACGACUCGGCGCCGUUCGAGAUGUCAGUGGAGAACGCCUUGAAGCUCCUCGGAGUCUCCGAGGGAGCCUCGUUCGACGACAUACUUCGCGCCAAGAACUCGAUCGUCGCCGCUUGUAAGGACGACCAGGAAGCAAUUGCUCAGGUGGAGGCUGCAUAUGACAUGUUGCUCAUGCGGAGCUUAACUCAGAGACGAGCAGGAAAGGUUGUAAGUAGUCGCAUUCGCUACGCUGAUGUUAAGCCUGUAAGUUCUCCUGGGAGUGGAUCAAUGCCUCAGUGGCUGCAAGCUUCUGUGAAGAACUCGCCAGUUUUGAUUGAGACACCAUCAAAGGGUGACUUGGGCUUAAAGGCAGGUGUUUAUGGAGCUUUAAUGGUCUUAACUUACGUCAACGGAACUUCCACAUCUUCUGCUGUGCCAUAUGCUGGGGCUGAUGUUCCUGGACUGAUCUUGGCUGGUAGCUUUGGAGCUUCCUUGUACUUCAUGACGAAAAAGAAUGUGAAGUUAGGGAAGGCUACUAUAAUAACCAUAGGUGGGCUUGUUGCUGGUGCAGUCGUGGGGUCAGCAGUUGAGAACUGGUUGCAGGUAGACAUCGUUCCAUUUCUUGGUCUGCAUUCCCCUGCUGCUGUAGUAAGCGAAGUAAUACUCAUCUCUCAAUUCUUGGUGUCCCUGUACUUGAGGUAGAGCUAAGACUUAAGAGAAUGUGAUUUUCACUCAACUGUGAAAUAUGUAAUUAUGCAUUUGCGUGAUCAUGCCCCAGGCUUUUUUUUUUAUUUUUUUUUAUUUUAUUAGGAUGUGUAUCAUUGCAUGUUGUACAAAAAGCACAAUUGAAGCUAGUGUAACUCGAUCAUUUAAAAAAAUUCACUUAAAAUUUACAUGACUGA